Molecule: messenger RNA, 1089 nt
Organism: Penicillium antarcticum
Lineage: Eukaryota; Fungi; Ascomycota; Eurotiomycetes; Eurotiales; Aspergillaceae
Exons: 2
Coding region: 1-1089 (362 amino acids)
Source: RefSeq, a predicted model, not a curated record
AUGCCUCUCCACUUGUUAGGCAAAAAAUCAUGGAACGUCUACAACCCAGACAAUGUCGCCCGUGUCCAGCGCGACGAGGCACAGGCGAAAGCCCGCGAAGAGGAGGAUGAACGCCUCAUGCAAGAGGUCGAUGCCGAGCGCAGGAUCAAAAUACUACGAGGCGAACGCCCUCCUACACCUCCGCCACCACCAUCCCGUCCGUCAUCCGAUCCAGCGACCCGAGCAGGCAGGAAAGCCGGUGACGAUGCCGGGCCCUUCCGCAAGAGGAGGCGCGUAGCCGGGGAGGACGAUACGGACCGAGACAUCCGAUAUGCCCGAGAGGAUGCGGCGCAUGCUAUUGCCAAGCGGGACGAGCUUGUACUUGCUUCUCGAAAGUCGGACAAGACCACACAAGCACCGAUUUUAGAUGCCGCGGGCCAUAUCAAUCUGUUCCCAACUGCAAGUGCCAAAUCAGAGAAGAAUCCAGAGGCUGAGGCCGAAAAUGCACGGAAGAAACGAGGCUAUGAAGAUCAGUAUACCAUGCGCUUCUCCAACGCAGCAGGUUUCAAAGAGACCAUUGGUCAAAAGCCGUGGUAUUCAUCAGCUGGUCAGGAUGCAACAGCCCCUGGAGCUAUGUCCGAGAAAAAUGUAUGGGGCAAUGAGGAUCCGAGGCGCAAGGAGAGGGAGCGAGCUCGUAUGGAUGUGAAUGAUCCACUUGCUGCCAUGAAGCGUGGUGUUAAGCAACUGAAAGCUACAGAGCAGGAACGCAAACGAUGGAAUGACAACAAACGGAAGGAGAUUGAGUCGCUCAAGGUCGAUGAGACACACCAGUCUAGACAUCGGCGGAAACGAUCAACAUCAGUGGACAGCCUUGAAGGAUUCAAACUUGAUGCGCUUCAAAAGACGUCCGAGAAAGAAGAAAGAAGCUUUCAUCGGCCUCAGCGCCGUCAUCGAGAUUCAAGUCGAAGUCGAGGUCGAGAUCAGAGUCGAGACCGCUCACCCCUUCGCUCUCAUCGCCGUUCUUCGCAUCGCAGCCAUCGUGAUAGACAUGACGAUGUCCGCGAGGCUUCCAGGCAUUCGAGGAAGUCUGUAUCAAGAAACCAUUCCUAG